Molecule: messenger RNA, 922 nt
Organism: Brassica oleracea var. oleracea
Lineage: Eukaryota; Viridiplantae; Streptophyta; Magnoliopsida; Brassicales; Brassicaceae
Product: cytochrome c oxidase subunit 5b-1, mitochondrial
Exons: 6
Coding region: 180-713 (177 amino acids)
Biological process (GO): mitochondrial electron transport, cytochrome c to oxygen
Cellular component (GO): mitochondrial envelope
Source: RefSeq, a predicted model, not a curated record
GUGUAGAGUGUCUCACGUGCGAGUGACCAAUUUGGAAUUAGAAAUCUCUAAUCUUCUCUCCCAAAGGCCACUUAAAAAACGUUCGAAUCGGUGAAGAGGUUUGGCUAAUCGCUCGAGGUUUGACCUGAGAUCACAACAGAAUCAAUCUCUACUCGAAACCCUUCCGAGUCACCAUCACGAUGUGGAGAAGAAUCGUCUCUUCCGGUCUCAAAACCCUAGCCGCCGAUGUCGCCGUCGCUUCUCCUUCUCGUCGAUCGAUUCCCGCCGCCGCGAGACCCGUCGGCUUCCUCCUCUCCGCCGAUCGAUCAUCCGUUUCUGCUCCCGCCUCCUUCAUCACUCGCCAUUUCAGCUCGGAACCAGUAGGGACCCCUGCGACUAAGAAGGUGGAGGAUGUGAUGCCCAUUGCUACUGGUCAUGAGAAGGAAGAGCUUGAAGCUGAACUUGAGGGGAGGAGGUUGCUUGAUAUUGACUUCCCCGAAGGUCCUUUUGGAACAAAGGAAGCUCCUGCUAUUGUAAAAUCCUACUAUGACAAGCGGAUUGUGGGGUGCCCUGGUGGGGAAGGAGAGGAGGAGCACGAUGUUGUGUGGUUUUGGCUGGAGAAAGGAAAGUCUUUUGAGUGUCCGGUCUGCACUCAGUACUUUGAGCUGGAAGUGGUUGGUCCUGGUGGACCUCCCGAUGGUCACGGUGAUGAAGACGAUGAGCACCAUCACUGAGAGACUAACGUUUUGUUUUCAGGGUUUUCAAAAGUUCUACUUCUACAUUUCUUUGUUGGAAUAAACAAAUGUUUUUCGAUCCUUUUGAAACAACACUCAGGCAUCGGAGUUUCUAAAUGCCAAAACUCUUAUGACCGUGGUUUCCCCCUUUUUGUAACAACUCUUGAAUCUGAAUCGGUCUUGCCUCUUGAGCAGAAUGUUCAUACCCC